UGUGUGUGCUCAACACUCGCAUUUAGUUGUCGCUGCCGUUUGUCAGUCUGCGUUUUUCGUCUCAGCUGCUGCGCGCGUGUUGUUGUGUUGUGGUAGUGUGAAUUGCGUUUGCUUUUGUAGCAUAGCUGCCCCAACGAAAACGAUAAAUUCCCGGCGAGCUCGGUCGAUUUAAUACGUCCGAAGUGACUUCUUAGUGAUGGGCACUGCUAGUGUGGAGAACUUAAAACUGCUGCGGGCGGUGGAGAAGCAGCCCCCCCUGUACGAUCGCGGCAAUGAUAACUACAGGAAGCGCCUGCCAAGCGAGAAUUCCUGGGACAUGGUUGCCUCGGAAGUCGGUGAAUCGGUGGAAAAGUGCAAGCGACGCUGGCGUCAACUGCGAAACGAUUACACCCGAUGGUGCAACGCGGACGCCCAUCGUCGCCGAAUUGGGCAACGCCGAUUGCCGUAUCCGCUGGCCGAUGAGCUGCGCUUUUUGGACCGCCAUCUUAACCUGGCCGAGGACAUCAGCUUCGACGACGAACGUAGCGUAUCAUCGGACAAAGACAGGGAAAGCGAGAGCACAGGUCGGCGGUCUCAGUCGUCCUUAAAAGAACGAGGAUCGUUGGCAAACAAGUCAGUCAAAGAGGCUAAACAGAGGCAUCAACUUCGCAAAGAAAAAUCAGCUAAUGAAGAGGAGAAAACCUCGGAACAUAACGCCGAGGAGGAGCAAGCUGAAGAGGAACUGGACGAUGCGGAGAAAUUGCCUGAACUGGAUAGUUAUCUUCAAUCGGACAUUGAAGACGACGAGUGCGAAGAUGAAGAGCACUUGGAGAAUCUAGAAGGCUUUGACUUUGACUUGGAAAAGGAUUCGUUGCCAGAGAAAGCUCAGGAAACAGAAAACGCCGAUUCACCUGCUAGCCAGUCGGAGUUCUUCAUCAAAGAAAGCAACGAUCCUCAUUUGCUAAUUAUUGGCAAGAAAAACUCUAGCGCUUCGAUUGGUGAGCCUGAGGGCGAUCCCUUGAAGGAGGGAAUGGAGGAUAGUGGCGAUGAAUGUAGCGGCGGAGAUGGUGAAAAGGAAGUCACAGCCAGCGUCAACAAUAUUUCACCCAAUCGCCGGCUUCGACGUCCAAUCCGCUCGUCAAUAUGUUCCGCUGGCAUCAAAGAGUUGCCUAUCAAAAAAUCUGUCGAAGGACAGCGAAUGACACGUUUGCAGCGCAGGAAAUCAUUGAGUAUGGCAGCCCUGCGCAGUGUAAAUAGUGCCACAUCGCCGGUAAAAAUGGCUCCAGUUCCUAGGUCGAUCAAUAAGCCGUCCUCCUCCAACCAGGUCCAGAUCAAGAAAGUGAACCAUCGCGAUGACAUCUUUCCACGUCCAUCAACUGCUGGUGAACAGAAUCAAAACCAAAACCAAUCCAAAGCCCAAGAGCAGAAGAAUUCGCUGAUCUUUCCGAAAGCCGAUGCGAUAGCUACCAUCCCAAAGGUGCCGGUUCCAUCACCAAGACGGUCCGUAGGAAGGCCGUCAAAGAAGAUGCACAUGCUCCAAGGAACGGUGGGACCCCAGCCCAGACCACAUUCGCCAGUAGCUGGGAAACUUUUAACCGUUAACAAACCAAACAGCUCCCCAGUAAAUGGUCCCAGCAACAUCAGCAAAAUAACCAAUAAAAACAACAUUAUUACCAACUUAAGCAGCAGCAGCAGCAGCAGUGCUAGCACCAUGACCAGAGUUACGACUAGCAACAGCCUAAAACCACCUGAGAACAUUACCGUGAUGAGCUACAGUCCCAGUUCGACCAGUAGCACCAGUACCAGUAAGACCACCAAUAGUCCCUCUGGUACAGUGGUUACUGCCAUACCCACAACAAGUACUGCUGCAUCAUCACUAACAGCUCCGCCAUAUGCCGCGCUACAAAAACGCACCGAGCAGGGCAUCCAAACUGACCGACCGGACGUUUUCUCCGAUGAGCACUUCCUUGAAAUGAUCAAGCCCCAAAUGCGGGAGAUGAACGCCCGCCAGAAGUUGCACUUCAAGAAGAAAGUGUUCCAAGCUAUGAUGGAGACCUUUGACGAUGCCACCGAUUUCCCAACCUCUGGAGAACUGCAGCAUUUUAAUAUUAACACACCAUCAGGAUUUGAGCACGUUUCGGAUCCGGAACUACGGCUAGUCAGGGAGCUAGUCAGUAUGGUCAGUGCCGCUAAGGUGACCAUAACUAAACAGCCAAAGGAUAAUCCAAUUGUUCGAGGUCCAGUUGUCCCAUCUGUUGGUCCUCGGGCCACACUGCAGCGUCAAGUGAUUCAGAGGAUCUACAAGCCGGGCACUGGAAUUGAGAUCGCAUCUACCAAUACGCCAGGUGGAGGACAAGAGAAGAAGAUGUUUAGAAUUCUGCAGAUGAGUGGCAAACCGAAUGGCAACCUGAACGUCUCUCUGAAUAAUCUGCGGAAGGAGAGCGUGGAUAGUAAUCAUAGUGCUAUAAGGGUUCCCAAUAACCCACCAAACGCCAGUCCCAAGGGAGCUACCGUUGUGGCCGCUGUGAGGCCCCAAGGAUCUUCGAUAAACACCUUUUUUGGGCCUACCAAUGCAACACAGGCGGUCAGGGGUGUUGGGCCCGUGAAGGUUCGUGCCAUGUCCCGGAGGUAUUCCGUGUGCGGUAGCGGUAAUCCAGCGAAUCCCCAAGCAGCCGUUCAAGGUCCAGCCAAUGGCAGCCCACUGAACUCCAAUAUGAAUGCCAUGGAGGCGAAUUUGCUUAAGCGUCGAUUGAUUGCACCAGCACAGGGAAUGGUGCCACCAUCUCAACGACCUCGCUACUCCGCUGGAAACGUAGCUGCCGUUCCACAUGGCAAUAGUUUGCUGCUGAGGAAGUCAGUUGGCGGCGUUGCCAGUAAUCAAAAGCAAAUCUCACCCACCGCCGUAGUCACAACUCCUACUCAGAAAACUCCGCAGAUCUCUAGUGUGCAAGGAGCUGUCUUUAAUGAUUUUGCCCAGCCAAAGGCUUCUGCAGCACCUUCUGUAUCCGGCGAUCAAGGUUCACCAUCCUCGGCUCUAAAGCGCAGCUUGGUGGUGGCAAAUACCAAGACCUCUUUCCAGGAUCUUCUUCAGCAACCAAGUCAGGCCGUCCAGAGGAAAAAGCAAUCUUCGGAGACAGCGGCCACUAUUGCUGCCGAUGAUUUCUCUCUAGCCAACCUGAAGCGAGAACCAGUAGAUCACAUGGACGAUGAGCACUUGGACGACUUACUCGGCAUCUAAGGAUCAGCCAAGGAGUAUUCAAAAAAAAAUUGUAAAGAAUCUUUAAGAUUAAACACUGACAAAGCAAAUUUUUGAAACAAAACUUGAUUAAUUGUUUAAAUAAAUGAAGCAGCCAAACUACUUCAUAAAUAUAUUACAUUUAUCUAAAUUUUAAAAAACAUUUACAUUUCCGAAAUUGUUAUUCAAAAAUGUAAACGACACUUCUGCAAAUUGUGUUUGAAAUUUGAUUAUUUUAAGAUAACAAUUAAAAGUUUUCAGAGCUCUUUGUUUUUACCAUUUGUAAGUAAAAAAGAAUUUCAAAUUUAUGAAAAAUUCCUAUUAUUGCAAUAGACUUGUUUUUAAGAAAUGAAACCUUUAUUUAGUUUCACAAUUUGUAUUAUAAAUAAUGAAUAGACAUUGUUUUUUUUUCAUAAUCAAAUAAAAGUUUCAAGACC
This is a messenger RNA of Drosophila eugracilis, 3651 nucleotides long. RefSeq names its product mucin-5AC. The record is from RefSeq and is a predicted model, not a curated record. The coding region runs from base 197 to 3217 and encodes 1006 amino acids. Gene Ontology annotation, molecular function: DNA binding. The transcript is spliced from 2 exons. Gene Ontology annotation, cellular component: nucleus; transcription regulator complex. Gene Ontology annotation, biological process: regulation of transcription by RNA polymerase II. Lineage: Eukaryota; Metazoa; Arthropoda; Insecta; Diptera; Drosophilidae.